GAAUUAGCGCAAUGAGCCCACUUACGGGGAUCGACCCUAGACCGACCGCGCACCAGGCGAGCACUUUACCACAGGGCUACGUUCCGCCCCAACAUGGAUCAGGUUACCGUACGUCUGGCGACCGGACGGUUUGCUUGAAUGUGUAUUCAGGCUUAACGUUACACGUGUUCGGCAUUCGUUUCAUCUGAACGCUCGAUUCACCAGUUUAACCAUGUGACGGUGCGCGUUGAUGUGUGUAAUCGCUGCAGAACACCAGUGUCAGUUAUAUCGAGUACUGCAGUGUGUACCGAAAUACUCGGGUUGCCCAAUAUAUACAAAUGUAUACGGAAAUGACGCAGUCUGUCCUGGUUUCAAAGUCGCAGAGUUAUCAUGCAUAUUACGAAGCGCGAUGAAACAAACGAUGCAGUUACGUGUGGGUUUCUCGGAAACUAUUCGUGUGCGGGAUUUUUCGCAGAUGAUAUUAAUUUUAUUCCCUGAAAAUGUCGAUUAGUGCGUAAAUCAAGCUUCCAAGGUCGAAAUCGUGUUUGUAUACAUGGAUUUCAAAAUAGAAUGGCGGAUGGGAAAGAAAACUGCCUACGUGACACAAGCAAUGUAUGCCAUUUAUGUGGAGCUUUUGAUGGUUUGUCGUUGUGUGGCGGGUGCAGGAAGACGUGGUACUGCUGUAAACAACACCAGAAAGACGACUGGAAAGAACACAAAAAGCGGUGUUCGUUCAAGCGGAACAAGAAAGAUAGCAUGCCAAAGAGCGACGACAGCGGGCCGACCAAAACUUCGGACCGGGUUGGCGAUGAAAGUCGUUCUACGGAUUCCGACGAAUGCGCGUGCAGUGAGAGUUCGCACGUAGACACCACCCACAAUUCAGACGACAGGCCAAGGCUGUCGACUGAACGAUUGAAUAAAAAAUCGUCAACGAGGAAGGACAGUCCCGAACUUGACGAACAUUUAGCAGGAUCGGCGGCCUCCGCCCUGAAUUUGGACCAACCCUAUUCAGAAUUUUCAAUGAGCCCGAUGCCGGCGCAAGUGCUAACUUCAGACUCCUGGCAGUCUUCGAGUGCAUACAUUAAGAUUUUGCAGUCAAGAUUCAAGGAACUGUCCUUGUAUGUUGUGAAAUGCCUUACAAAAUACGGAGUGUGUGUUAUCGAUAACUUUCUAGGUGAAUCCAAAGGAAUGGAGAUUUUAAAUGAAAUUAAAACACUGCAUUCAUCUGGUCAGUUCCACAAGGGACAGGUGGCGGUAAAUGCCGACAGGCCUGGUAUUACGCAUGUCCGAGGUGACCUCAUCACAUGGGUGGAUGGGUCAGAGGACGGGUGUAGCAACAUCCACUUCUUAAUUUCGUGUAUGGACGCUGUCAUGACAAAGUGUCAAGACCAGCUGGAACAUUUCAAAAUUGAAGAAAGGACCAAGGCUAUGGUCGCAUGCUAUCCAGGGAAAAAAACGGGUUAUUUGCGUCACAUUGAUAAUCCUAAUGAAGAUGGACGUUGUGUUACGUGUAUAUACUACCUCAACAAAGACUGGGACGUCAAGAAACAUGGUGGGCUGUUGAGGAUUUUCCCAGAGGGUGAGGACAUGGUAGCAAACGUAGAGCCAAAGUUUGACAGGUUGGUCUUUUUCUGGUCUGAUCGGCGGAAUCCACAUGAAGUUAUGCCAACUUUCAGAGAAAGAUAUGCUGUUACCGUGUGGUAUUAUGACACAGAUGAAAGAAACAGAGCGGUGAAGAGAUUUAAAAGAAGCUUAGGAAACUUUGACAGGAAAGGUUCUGUGCCACAGGCUGUUCCUCUUAUCAACAGCAAAGACUAGAUAUCUGUAGACCAGCAUUCCCGAGGAACUUGUUCUUCAACAUGUUACUGCUUGACUCCAACAUAUCUUCGAUCAUUGUGGAAAAUCUUAUUAUUCAGACUUUGUGGCUUGAAAUUCUUGUUAUUAUUUUGUCUCCAUGUAAAAUGACAUGGAUCAUUUGCUGUCGGAAAUAGUGUGAAAGUGAAGGAAUUUUGUGCAAGCGGUUAUUAGCAAAAGCAAAUGCAUAAUCUGUUUUGAUGUAUUAGUGAUGCCAAAAGGUAAGAGUACUUUAUUAUUUGUAAAAAAAAAGAAGAAAAAAAAAAGUUUUUAGUAUUCUGCAAUUCAGCCAUUUCAUUUUCAAUUGAAAGUUGCUUAAUUUGCUGUAAUAUUGUUAGCAAGUCUGCUGCCUAGUUUUGGGAGUUUUUAAACAAAUCUUAAUAAAAGCAAUUUUAGACAACAGGGGUUGGGGGAAUACACCGUCAGCUUUCAUCAGUUUACCUACAAGUACUACAUUUUAAAAUGAAAAGGCUGUAUUACUAAGUACCAUAAAAAGAUGAAACAUUUAUUGGUUUUCUAGAAAAAUCUGCAUUCGUUGUUUCAUUGAUCCAGAUAGCGAUAUUUUUGUUGGUCUACAGCCAUACAUACAUAUCAGCUGCCAUAAAAUAUCAUCUCAUAUGUAAUCACAACUUGUUGUGGAAUUUGAUUUCAGUCUGAAUGUUACAAACACACAGACUGAUUGCUAUAUUCUGUUGAUUCUUGUAGCUUUCGGUUCACCUUGUUUUUUGCAAAAUAUGAGAUGUAUAUAUAUAUAUACAUGUAUAUAUAUAUGAGCGAAUGUGUCAUUAAAAUAGUGCUCAUACAUGUGUGGCCAGUGUAGUUGAAAACAAGUUGUAUGCAGAUUGUAACAUGCACAGUGACAAAUACACAAACAACCUUUCAGUUCAUCCUGUUUUUUGAAAAUAUGAUAUGUUUAUGGGUGAACAUGUUAUUCAAAUCAUUGGCAGAUCCAGGGGGGUCACAUAUGUCCUCAGACCUCCACCCACCCAUUUUAAAAAGAAGAAAUUCAUCAUUCUCAAUAUACAACACUAAAUUGCCCAGAAAACAUGUUUUUAAGCAUCUGUAUUUGUAAAUUUUCCAAGAAGCAUGCCCCCAAAAACCUAUUACAGAUCUUUCUCCCUUUGGGAGCUCGGUUUGUUUUUCUGUGACAAACACAAAUUGCCCUUUCAGAAUUUUGUGAGCCUCCACUUUUACAAAGUACUGGAUCGGCCCCUGAAAACAGUGCUCAUAUGGCCAGUGUAGAUGAAAACACUGUUUGCAGACUAUAACAUGUACUGUUACAUGUAUACGCUUUAACAUUCCACUAAUAGCAAAAUAGUACAAGAAAAGUAGGAAAGAAAUAGAUCAGUGUUCGAGAUUAAUGGUAUCCCAAUAUCCUGGGGAUACCAGAAUUUAAUUUUGGAUACCAGAUUUCAGUAACCCAGUAUCCCAAUGGGACACCAUAUAAUGUUUUUUGGGUUUUUUUUUUAAAUUUUAAAAUCCUGCGUUUUUAUUUUUCGCUGAAACAAUGAAAGUCGUCAUUUACUGAUGAAGUUAAGUAACAGUUAAGGCCAAGUUUGUUACAGUGUUAUUUAUGAAUUUCAUUUAAAUGGGAUACUAAAUUCUCAGGUGGGAUACCAGAUUUUGAAAUGUUAGUAACCAACUGGGAUAAUACCCAAAUGUUUUAAUCUCGAACACUGUAGAUGUGUUGUUUUGUUUUGUAUUUCGAAGUAGGAGACUAAUCAGUCUUUGCUGUGAGCAAAAUCAAGGCCAGCUGAAGAUCAUGUUCUUGAAAUGGUGCUAACCGAGCAGUCGGUCACGUUUCAUGUCUAAUGUAUUUAAAAAUGUAUUUCAAGGUGAUCAACUUGCCACUCUCUUAAAACUUUACUGACGAGUGUGCUGGGGAGCAGGAGUGAUCACUUUGCUGUCCUGAUGAAGAUUGAUAUUGAUUUUAAAUAUAUUUAUUACCAAAUUGCAAUGGUAAAGGAUUGGUCAAUAGGCAAUGACUGUAUUGAAACGUUUUUGGGAACCUCUAAAAACAUGGUAGUUAAUCUGUAAUGAAAUUGUCAACAAUAACAGAUAGAGAUGUCAUACUAGGGGAUGAAAUUAACUAGUUGCCAGCUGAUUUUGACAAGCUGGGAUGUCUGUCACAACAAACAGGUCAGUUUAUUUAGUGUGUUCAUAAAUAAUAUGGUUCACAUGCUUGGAAGGUUAUGGUAGAAUGUGUUAUUGAAACUUGGUAAAGUACAAUUAAGGGGCAUCAUUGAACAUUCAAUCAUUCAUUCCUUCAGGGUCGGUAAAGCCAAUAAGAAUACACAGAGCAAUUGAUAAAAUUGACUCGUUUAAUACAACUGCGUUUAAUAUUCUGUGAUAUAAAUAAUUCACUGCUGUUUUGUGUCAUUAUUGAGUCAUUGUGACCUACUUUUCACACCAGUGAAUCUAUAAAAGGAAUGCUCUGUGAAUAUCUCCCAAAACUUGGCCUGGCAGGCUGAAUGUUUAGUGGAUAUAGGCAUGCCAAAGAGUCCCCUGCCCCUGUCCUAUUUCUCCCAAACUAGUAGAAUGUCCUGGAAAGCUAAUAUGUCACAUGCCAUAUUUAAGUCAAAGUGACCUAUGUUUUAUGCAACAUUGAAUAUCAAUUAUUUUGUUGUUGUUGUGACAGAUGUAAAGUACAAUUACAAUAAGAUAGCUAUUAAUACUCCAGUGUUGACUUCAAAAUAAACUUGAUAAUUUAAUAUUAGUGGUAUGCAUAUGCAAUAAGGAAUGUAUUACUCGUUGCACUUGGUGCAAAGAUUAGACAAUAGUCCAUGUAUUGUGUUUAGAGAAACAACCACUGUAUUAUGUCAUCAGUGUUAGUGUUUAUUUGGCCUUGCUGAAAACUGUAAUAAAAGUUUAUUUUUGUAUACUGGUACCAUACAACGAUCCUGUUGCCAAAAUAAGUAUGACGGUAACAAAGUCUGUAACAGUUUUCUUUUUAUAUAUAAACACUGUGUAUUAAUUAUUGGUUCAUAGAUUUAUAUAUCAAUGUCUUGAAAUUUUGACAGUGAUGACAUUUAUUGAAGACAAUAAUAGAAGAAAAAAAGUAUAUAUAUAUAUAUGUAUGUAAAUGUAACUGAAUUUAUUUUGUGGUAAACGUUUACUGUCUAAACAUUUCUCAUUUUCUUAGGUUUAAGGAAAACUGGUGGCCACGAUACCUAGACUAGAAAUGUUAUAUAUGCAGUCAUUGUUGGCUCAUAGACAGUUGAAUCUGUACAUAAUUAUGUGCUUUUACUACAGAGUCAGAAUGCUAGUCAUAGAAUAUAUGGUGCAAAAAUGAAAAACCCAGACCACAAAUUAUGUUGUAAAACCUUUUCAUGUGUUCUGGAAUGAUGCCGUGGACUGAGCCUUUUCGUUAUGUCACGAACUAAAAGUGUUGGACAGCACAUUGUCACAUCCACAAUAUAAUUAAAUUGAUAGCAUGCUGUCAUGCUACAUUAGGGUUAAUACAGUUCGAAUAAUAAAAAUGUAUUUAUAGUCGUGUGACUCCAUGUGCAUUUGUAUCCUUUUCACAGUUGAAGUAAUAAAUUCUUGUGCCUGGGAUUAAGAAUAAUUCAAUAAUGUACACUAGCAAUACUUUUGUGAGCCAAUUGCAGGGUUUCUGCCAGAAAAAGUGUUUUGGGUAUUGUGUUAUGGAAUUGAAUAGUUACAAUGUGUCUGUUUAAUGCAACUGCAGUCCUCCAGAAAGAAAAUGGGUUACGUUUAGGGUUAGAGUUAAGAAAAUCAUACAAUAACGAUAAGAGUCAUUAAUUUUGUUAAAAGGUUAACUUUAAAAAAAUAUAAAAAAUUUGCAAAACAAUUUGGGUAUGGCGCCAUACCCAUUUUACCCUCUGGCAGAAACCCUGAAUUGUACUUCUUGUUAUUAGAGGAAAUAAUCUAAUUAGAUUAAUUAGAUUUUGAUUUCAAGACAGGUAAAAAUGCUCUAGUUUCAAAUUAUCAUAAUUAUAUUUAUUUUUAUUUUUAUUUUUUUUAAACCUAGGAAAAACAACAUACCUGGAAUUCCUGUAUUUAAGCCCCGGGCUUAAAUAUGGAAAAUACCACCUUGCAGAAAAUAAAGUUUUAUCUGAAAUUAGGCCCAAGGCUUAAAUAAGUAAAUACAAAACAUGUUUAAAAUUUGGGGGGGGGGCAGUUAUUAAUUCAACAAUCCAUACAUGCAUUCUAGCCACUUCACUUUCAUAGUUACGGAAAGGGAAAAGCUAUAGUGCUUCAUAGUUCCGACAUCAAUAAAUAUAAUUAUUAUUUUAAUGGACACAUGAUCUUUAUUUCAUGUGCAAUUUCUGCUUAAAUUAACUAAGGAUUCUUGUUGAAGUGAGGACAUUACAGUUUUCAUAUUAUCGAGUUAUUUAAUUAUGUAAACAUAUUUGAUAUUGAUUAAUUGAAGGUGUUUUUAUGAUAAUAAUUUUAUUUUUUCAUCACAGUUAAAUGUAAAGAUAUAAAUAUUUAUUUCCACUAUGCUAAAGCAUCUUCAAUUCUAAUAUAUUUAAAAUUUGUUGCUAAGUUCUUCUAUUCUUAAUAGUAAAUAUGAUAUUAUUUUUUGUUUUGUUACAUAGGUGGGAUUCCUGUUGAAAAAUAUUAUCUGAAUUUAAGCCCAUAGGUUUGAAUAUCGUAACAUUUACCAUUUUGUAAACCCAUGGGCUUCAUUUCGGGUGGCCUUAAGUAUGGGAAAUCUUGGUAACUGUUUCUUGACUUCAAUAUUUCUACAACUUAUCUGUUGUAAUGAUCAGAUAUCAUAUAAUUUCAUUACAUGUACAUGUAUAAGGGAUAAUAUGCCAUAAAGAAACGUUUACGCUCACUACUAGAAGUGUAGCAGUGAUUACUGUUGUAUUUUUCUUCUAAUGCACUAGACUGAAUGACUAUUGACAUAAAUUGAUAAAACCAAAUUGUACUGGUCCAUCUGCUUUACAGUUCUUCAUAUUCAUUGAGGGGUGGCAGUCAGCAAAAUGCUUGGUGUGUUUGAGGUUGUCAUGGAUUAGAAUUCACCCCAGACUACAAAAUUAUCACUUUGUUUCUAAUACCCACAAUUUAAUAAAACUCUCUUGUAAUUUUUGAUGUAAUGAAAUACAUGAAAGAUGGAAAGCAAAAGCUAUUUGUGAAACUGAUUGUGCAUUGUGAGAAGUAUUUGCUGCUUGCUCCAAUUGGCCCAAUGGACUAUUUCUUGUUCCAGCCAGUGCACCACGACUGGUAUAACAAAGGCCGUGGUAUGUGCUAUCCUGUCUGCGGGAUGGUGCAUAUAUAAGAUCCCUUGUUACUUAUGGACACAUGUAGCAGGUUUUACCUCUUAAGACUAUGUCAAAAUUACCAAAUGUUUGACAUCCAAUAGCCAAUGAUUAAUAAAUCAAUGUGCUCUAGUGGUGUCGAUAAACAAAAUGAACUUGUAGUUUUUGCUGUAAAAAUAAGAUGGAAAGCAAAAGCUAUUUGUGAAAAUUAUUAUCAAAAACCUGUGCAAUUUGAGCAGUAUUUGCUGCCUGGUCCCUGUCAAUUUCUAACCAUGAUUGUUACAUAUUAGUGGUGUGACAUCAUUGGUUAAUAAGCUGAUAAUUCACUCUGCAUUAAGCCAGUGAGAUAUGUUGUUGCUGACAAAGAUUCUGAGGCCAAUUUCACUAAACAUCGUAAGUUUACGUCUGCGACUAGCAGUUAUACCGGGCAUACGUUUACACGUGUCUGGCAUCUACACGUAUUUUACGAAGAAAAUCACACCAUUACGGAAAAUGGAGCAUAUUAAGGACAAAUGAAAUAUGUGUACUUACAACUAUAUUUGUUGUACUAUGAUAAUAAGAAUUGUGUUUUAGUCGUAGAUUUACGGUUAUGUACAAAACAAGGCUUACGAUUUUUGUGUGAAAUUGGGCCCCGUUACAUUGCAGAUAUUGAAAUUUACCUAUAUUCGUUUUUUCAUCAUAAAAUGUGACAUUUUAAAAAUUGUUAUUUAAAGUAUAUGAUUUAUGAUAUUUGUAUUAUUUUAAAUAUGACAUUCUAGAAAAUGUGUCAUUUUAUUCUAGUAAUUCCCAGUUAAUAAUUUGUUUUGAAUAUUUAGUCUGGAUUAUUCCAUACCGAUGUACUGAGUGAUCACAGUUGAUGAAUACAUCCAGAAAACGUUUUGCAGACUUUGCAGUACAUUUUGAAUGUAUGUCAUUUAUUGUUGCAUUUUCUUUUCAAUGUUUCUUUGAUGCCAUUUUAAUUCUAUAUUUUGUAGCAAAUUAUAUUAAAACAUUGCUGAAGUUAUAUUGAGGACACCACUUUUGUGCUGGGGUGUUGUUCAGCAUUCAUUCAUUCAUUCAUUCAUUCAUUUAUUCCAAGAACAUUUUACGGCUCUGAAAUUUGUGUAAAUGAUAUUUGGACAUUUGGUUUGAUGCUAACGACCUCAAUAUGUUUUGGUUGGUGAAAAAUUAAAAGCAUAAAAAAAAUCAUUAAACACCAAUGUUUAGAAUGGCUGAGGACUUUAAUUCACCGAAAAAUUUGGACUACGAUCUUUAAUGCUAGGCUGAGGGGCAGUGAUUGAUUUGAUUUGGUAUAAAAUGACAUAAAUAAGUAGAAUUUCUGUUACUAGUCCAUCAGACAAGUGCAUCUUAAAUUCUACAUGUCUGCUAAUAUUUUCACAUAUUCAAAUACGUAGUUUGUUAUAUUCAAGAGCAAAAAUAAUGCUUUUUGAUUAUGCUCGAAACCUUAGUAGUAUAUGAGCAUGUUAAAAUAUAUCCGCUUUUUGAUUGGUCAAAAAGCAACUGAAAGUUUAUUAAUAUUAUUAUUUUAAAAAUAAUGUUCAUGUUCUAACAUGCAUUAGACGAACAUCUAAUAUUGCAAGUGUCAGCGACAUCAAAUACGUAUAUUGUAUGUGAGACAUUUAAUUCUGCGAAAUUCUUUUUUAUUAUUAUUAUUAUUAUUACUAUAUAUAUUUUUUUUUUACCUUCUUUUAUUCUCUUUAUUUAAAAAUUGUGAAGAUAUUCUGCUGGUUUCUUAUAUUUAUAUGUAUACAUGUCUAUAGAAAUAAAUACGGGCCUUAACAGGUAUCGUUUUUAGGAAAUGAAUGGAUCUUGUAAUUUAUAGUGGGUGUUCAAAUUAUUUUUCAUUCGUGAUAUCGAUUGCCUGAUGAAUUAUUGUUAUCAAGUUGCUUCCAUUUGCAUUAAUUAUGAUCGCUUGGUUGACCUUUUAAAUUGGAUGGUUAUGUGAAUAUUUGUUUAUGUAUCAAUAUCAUGAAACUGUGAUCUUAUGUGUAAUUGAAUAAAUUUACCAAUUGGUAA
Molecule: messenger RNA, 9077 nt
Organism: Gigantopelta aegis
Lineage: Eukaryota; Metazoa; Mollusca; Gastropoda; Neomphalida; Peltospiridae
Product: egl nine homolog 1-like
Exons: 5
Coding region: 550-1797 (415 amino acids)
Biological process (GO): cellular response to hypoxia; peptidyl-proline hydroxylation to 4-hydroxy-L-proline
Cellular component (GO): nucleus; cytoplasm
Molecular function (GO): peptidyl-proline 4-dioxygenase activity; ferrous iron binding; L-ascorbic acid binding
Source: RefSeq, a predicted model, not a curated record